AUGACACAAUCAAACCUAACCUUCGGUCCAAACUACGCCAUCCUCAACCUCGACUGGAUGACCGUCCUCAUCUCCGCCAUAAAAGACACUCCCCAAGGCCAAACCCUCAUAGCCAACUACACCAAAUGGAACGAAGCCGUCCACCAGAAAUCUCCCCGUCCAUUGACCAUAUUUUCCACUCUCGCUUUUAGCCCGGGACAGCCAGAAGUGCAGCCCGAUACGCCGUUUGGCAGACUAAUCGCUCCGUAUGGCGAGUUUGCGCAUGGUUCCAGCGAAGUGCAGAUCCAUCCUCUGUUUAAAGUUGAGGAGGGCGAUAUCGUCCUUAAUAAAACGAGGUGGUGUGCGAGUAUGGGGAAUAGUAUGGAGCAGAUUCUCAAGGCGAGGGGUAUUAAGACUGUUGUUAUUUCAGGGCUGUUUCUCUCCGGCGUCGUGAUGAGCACCAUCUACCGAUUAUUCGAUCUGGACUAUGAUAUCUUCGUUAUCAGGGAUAAUGUGGUUGAACUGCCGGUGGACCAGACUGAUGCCUUUUCCAACGUGAUGCUUGAUAUGCUGUUGCCGAAGAUGGGGUUGAAGGUCGUUUCCCUUGAUGAGGCGUUGCUGGCUUUGGAGAGGUCUUAG
Messenger RNA from Aspergillus wentii DTO 134E9, 618 nucleotides. RefSeq names its product cysteine hydrolase. The coding region runs from base 1 to 618 and encodes 205 amino acids. The transcript is spliced from 2 exons. NCBI's taxonomy places the organism in Eukaryota, Fungi, Ascomycota, Eurotiomycetes, Eurotiales, Aspergillaceae. The record is from RefSeq and is a predicted model, not a curated record.